Messenger RNA from Asparagus officinalis (garden asparagus), 1286 nucleotides. RefSeq names its product GDSL esterase/lipase At3g26430-like. The transcript has 5 exons. Gene Ontology annotation, molecular function: hydrolase activity, acting on ester bonds. The coding region runs from base 73 to 1221 and encodes 382 amino acids. Lineage: Eukaryota; Viridiplantae; Streptophyta; Magnoliopsida; Asparagales; Asparagaceae. The record is from RefSeq and is a predicted model, not a curated record.
CCUUUAGCUUGACCAAAAGGAUCCUCUAUUUAUGCUGCUCCCCCUUCGUUCUUUUGCCAAUUUCUCUCAAAAAUGGCUAUUUCCAUCACUCUAACGCUAAACAUUGGUAUAUUACUGUUAUGGGGAUUGAAAGCUUCAUCUUCUUCUGCGUGCAAUUUUCCAGCGGUGUUCAACUUUGGGGAUUCUAAUUCGGAUACUGGCGGUCUGUCUUCAGCGUUCGGCCCAGCACCACCGCCCAACGGUGAGACAUUCUUUGGAAAACCGGCAGGGAGAUACUCGGACGGCCGCCUCAUCAUUGACUUCAUAGCCAACGGCGUCGGCCUGCCAUAUUUGAGUGCUUAUCUGAACUCCAUUGGGGCUAAUUUCUCUCAUGGAGCCAACUUUGCAACAGCAGGAUCAACUAUCAGACGACAAAACACAACUUUAUUUCAGAGUGGUUUCAGUCCCUUCUCACUUGAUGUGCAGACGUGGCAGUUCUCUCAGUUCAAAUCCAGAUCUCUAUUAGUCUACAAACAAGGAGGAGUUUUCCAAGAUUUGUUGCCAAAAGAAGAUUAUUUCUCCCGGGCACUAUACACAUUUGAUAUAGGCCAGAACGACCUUACAUCAGGAUACUUCUCCAACAUGAGCGCAGAAGAGGUUAAAGCAACUAUCCCAGACAUCCUCAACAAGUUCACAAUUGCCAUACAGAGUAUUUAUGGUGAAGGAGGAAGAUACUUUUGGAUACACAACACCGGUCCCUUUGGUUGCCUCCCCUAUGUUUUGGAUCGUAUCCCUAUUUUAGCAUCUCAGGUCGAUAGAGCUGGUUGCGGAGCUCCUUUCAACGAGAUGGCCCAACUUUUCAAUGAAAAGCUCAAGAAAACUGUAGAUCAACUCAGAGAGCAACUGCCUCUUGCAGUAUUUACAUAUGUAGAUGUCUACUCUGUCAAAUACUCGCUCGUGAGCCAACCAAGGAAAUUUGGGUUUGGACACCCCCUUGUAGCUUGUUGCGGACACGGAGGAAAGUACAACUAUAACAUUCACGCUGGUUGCGGAAAGACAAUCACGGUAAAUGGAACACAACAGCUGCUUGGAAAAUCUUGUGGAAAACCUUUAACUCGGGUUAAUUGGGAUGGAGUCCAUUACACAGAGGCUGCUAACAAAUUUGUGUUUGAUCAGAUAUCCGAGGGCGCCUUCUCUGAUCCAACUAUUCCAUUGACAAUGGCAUGUAACAAGCACAGAUGAUUUAACUAAUAUGAUUCUGGCAUUGACUUUUGCUAAUGAAUAAUUUACUUUCCUCCGGUAAAUUA